AUCAGUAUUCGCCGGCUGAUCAAGCCCCAAAUACGAAGCGAGUAGCGCAUGUUGUAUGCAGUGCUUGUUUAUUUGACAUGACUGAAGCAAAGGCAUAACGCAUAAAUAUUGUUCAAGCAGACAGUUUUGUUUUCAUUGAUUCAAAAUGAACUGUGUUCUGAGAAGAGUUAUUAACCACAAGAAAACAGUGAACUACAAUUAACUUUUCUUAAGAUGUAAGAAUACGAUGCUUAUAUUUCGUUCUUCACUCUUACGAGGAUCCUUGGUUUAAUGGAAACUCUACUGUUCUCAAAAACUUUUAGAUGCAUCGUGUUCUUUGGUUGGAUGAUGAUUGCUGUGAUGUCAUGUCCGUCAGAGAUGAAAUGCAAACGCUACUCCUUGGAUACGUCAAAGAGCUUGAGAGUCACGUGCUCGGGAGGUCUCCACGGAAAAUUUCAGACGGGUACAAGACGACAAGUCCACGUGAUCACUCUGUGCCGGUGGCCGAAUUCCACUUUCGACCCAACGAUCAUCGAACAUCGGUUCCCGGAGUUGAGGAAUCUGACUCUUCAGGACAGCGAAGUGACCCGGCUCAAGGCCUUCAGCAGUGACUUGAAGCAACUGCAGGUGCUUAACAUGUCUGGUUUGAGACUGAACUGGAUUGCUGAUUCGACGUUCUCUGAACUGAAGAAACUCCGAGUUUUGGAUCUGCGAAACAACAGCUUGAGUCAGCUUGAACAGAGCGCGCUAGAAAGCCCUCCGGCCUUGCAGAAAGUCUACCUUUCCGGCAAUCCUUGGGACUGCAGUAGUGACCUCACGUGGCUGGUGGACGAAGGAGGCAAUAGUUCGGUGGUACGCCGCGUGGUGGAUCGUGACAAGAUGAUUUGUAACAACGAAACUUAUCCCAAGAAGCCUGUAUUGCCCAUUAUGGGCAUGCUCAAGACCCUUCAGGCAGAGUGUCCGACAGCUCCACCCACAAAUUGUACCUGUCACAUGAACUACGUGGCUCCCAACCCAGAUGGGGUGACGUUGCAGCCGUUCACGACCAUCAACUGCAGCUAUCGGGGUCUGAUCGACCUUCCCGACAAGCUGCCGUCGGUGACCACGACACUCCUCGUAAAAGGAAAUCAGAUCUCAAGUUUGAAACCUCUAGUUAACAACCCACACUAUAGAAAUGUGAUGGAUAUGUUUUUGGAUGAUAACCACAUCCGCUCCAUAGAAGCUCUUGAGGGUACAGACUGGUUAUUAAAAUUUAGGGUAUUAAGUCUCAGAAGCAACCAGCUCACCGAGGUACCAACUUAUGCGCUGGAUAACGCUCUGCAGCGUAAUCGGAAUGCUGCCAUUGUCCAUCUGGGGAACAAUCCCUGGAUCUGUGACUGUUUCUUCACUCCUAGUUUCCAAGACUUCAUUAUUAAGUACAGAAAACUAGUCAAAGAUAUUGAUGAUGUGAGAUGUUCCUCUGUUCACGGAGAUGAGAACUCCUUAACUCAGAUUCAGGCUUUGUCCAGAAGCGCUGUUUGCAGUGAACCCAGCGAAUACUUAAUCCAACCACUGGACUUACUAAAUGCCAUCUUGGCUUCCCUCAUUGUCCUUGUGAUUGGAAAGCUGAUUUACGACUACUGGUCCUUCAAGAAAACAGGAAAACUUCCAUGGCUUGUAGCAAAGAUGCCAUGAACAGAAGACAUUCUGGAUCUGAUGAAACUGUGCCCAGUUGCAAGCUGGAUACACAGAGAGCCUUAGCACAGCAUACUGCAGUACCGACAGAAUUACCCGUGCAUGCUCAACAUGCUUUUGUGAUUGAUUUCAACUGCAACAGCUGUACAUUAGUCACUGAAGACUAAUUAGAAGAAACUAAUUAAAAUUCUGAAAAGGAAAAUUAUGCAUUCCACAUUAAGAAAACUGAUUACCCUUUUAUAAAUGUGGGUCUAAUCUUUCUUCCUUUUUUGACAUUCAUUGCAAAUGGAAGGGUUGAGGAAAAAUUAAGAUGACAGUCUUCUGGGAAGCAUGAUGAUGUUGUCAUAUAGAAAUUCACUGACAUUUCAUAGGUGCUUGCUCUUUUCAACAUUAGGACAAUGAGUGUUCAUCACGUUACUCAUCACUCUCAUGACGGAGGGAGUAAACACCUCUAGAACAUGAGACAACUUGUAUGAGACCGCGCAGUGCAAUAUUCCAGAAGGCUGUGAUCUUCACAGUACCUGCUGUGGCAGCCUAAAAUUUAGUGAGGAAAAAUAUAUCUUGGAGUUGGUAUGAAAAUGCUAAAAAAAAUGUAUAUUGCUAUUUCAAGCAGAGCGUUUGGCAGACUUGUACACUAUGAAGAUGUACUAACCAUAAAAUCUUUCCAAUUUUAAAGUUUUCAGAGAUAUGAGUGCUGUGUUUCAUUUUGUACAUGAUUGCAUUUUACUGAAAGAAAACUUUAUGAAAUUUUAAUAUGAAAAUAGUGUGGUGACUUAAAGAAACUUUAAUAAGAUAUUAUGUGAAGGAAUUAUGUCACUAUUUUUUUUUAAAUGUUUUGGCCUGCAUAUGGUGGACAAACCUACAACAUGCUAGUUAGAUACUUAGUAAAAUGUACCCAUAUUUUCUCAUAGAGCAUACACGCAGUAUUCUGCAAGCUGCUAAGCAUAAGUUGAAGGAUUUGUGGUGUUUAACUUGAAAAUUAAGUGUCUGCUUUGUCCAUUCAUUAGUCAUUUAAUUUAUAUUAUUGUUGAAAGCAAUUUAUUAAAAUGUAAAUCCAGUAUUUUCAAGAUCUGUCAUUGUAACACUUAUUUUAUGCUUGAAAAUACAUAAAUAUGUAUAUAG
Messenger RNA from Zootermopsis nevadensis, 2775 nucleotides. RefSeq names its product Protein singed wings 2 (gene swi2). Gene Ontology annotation, molecular function: protein binding. The record is from RefSeq and is a predicted model, not a curated record. Lineage: Eukaryota; Metazoa; Arthropoda; Insecta; Blattodea; Termopsidae. Gene Ontology annotation, cellular component: plasma membrane.